This is a messenger RNA of Williopsis jadinii, 1924 nucleotides long. RefSeq lists its product as uncharacterized. NCBI's taxonomy places the organism in Eukaryota, Fungi, Ascomycota, Saccharomycetes, Phaffomycetales, Wickerhamomycetaceae. The transcript is spliced from 4 exons. The annotation marks the transcript as partial. Gene Ontology annotation, biological process: carbohydrate metabolic process. Gene Ontology annotation, molecular function: cellulose binding. Gene Ontology annotation, cellular component: extracellular region. The record is from RefSeq and is a predicted model, not a curated record.
GAAUUAUUUUACCUAUAUCACUUUAAUAUAGAUUUCAUUUGUCCUUAUUGGAUACUUAAUACAAAGUAUUUGAACAGGACUUAUCAUAUACCAAGUUAUAUCAUCAAUUUUCAAAUUUAACACUUGGUUCUCAAAACGACUUUGAUACGUUUUUCAAAUUCAAAUCCACAGAUCCUAAGAGUGCAAAAACCAGAAAAGAAAACUUCUAUGAACAAGCUUUUGUGGCUUUUCACAACAGCGCUAGCCUGGUCCUCUUUAACGGGAACAGCGCUAGCUUCUACGCAAUGUUCUGACGUUAAAGCUCAAUGUUCAGGACUGGAUCUGACUACUCAUGCCAAGAAUGCCAACUUCCCUCUUGCUGACAUUAGUGUUUCCAGUGCUAAGUGGACAGGAGGUGAUAACUAUGACGUUACCAUCAAGUUCUCAUCUGACGAGUCCAUGUCUCUAUUCUCAUUGAGUGAACUGAAAAUCAUUGGUAACGUUUACAAGCUUCUUUACUCUAGAAACUCGAAGGUCUAUUUGAUCACUGAUCCUGGUAACUGGGAGGCAACUGUUUCCUUGACACUUACUGCUGAUUCUAACGGUAAAGUUGUGAUGCCAUCCUUCCAGAUUCAGUAUGACUGGUGUACUGCUGGAGUCACGGACCAGAGUGAAUGUAAGAACUGGACGUACGGACAGUCUUACGAUUACAUGACUGGCUGCAGUGGUCAAGUUGAUGCUCCUAACUAUGGCUGGUCUGCUUACUGUGGCGGUAGUGGUAGUGAUGGAACAACUACGUUGGCUGGAAAAGGUACUACGUCAACCACAAGUAAGGGUACUACGUCCACAACUUCUACUUCAUUGACUUCUUCAACAUCCUCCAAGGGAACAACCACGACAACCAGUCAAGCCGCAAACACUAAUAAUGGAGUUUGUACUUGUUCCAGCUACAGCACUAUCAAUGGCUAUGGUCAAUGUGGUGGUGGUUCGAUGAACAAUGGCUGUUAUGCAUGUGCGGAGGGUUACUACUGUUCUACUCAGAAUGAGUACUACGCACAGUGUAUUCCAGGUACUUCUACUAGUCCUCUGUGUACAGCUUCUUCCGGUGCUUCUAGUGCUACUUCUAGUGCUGCUUCCAGUGCUGCUUCUAGUGCUGCUUCUAGUGCUACUUCUAGUGCUGCUUCUAGUGCUGCUUCUAGCGCUGCUUCUAGUGCUACUUCUAGUGCUGCUUCUAGUGCUGCUUCUAGUGCUGCUUCUAGUGAGACCACAACUUUGGCUCCUGCUGGCACUACAUCAUCUGCCGAUGUUUCUAGCGGAACUACAUCGGGGUCAUCUGCUACAUCAUCUGACGCAGUCUCUACAGGACAAUGUGCUGUUGCAUGUUCCGGUUACGAUUUCACAUACCAUGCUAGUCUUGUUAAUUUGCCAAUUGCGGAUAUCGUUGUUUCCAAUGUCAAAUGGACUGGAGGCGAUAACUAUGAUGUCACAAUCAAGUUUACAUCUGAGGACUCGAUGUCUGUGUCUUCGCUGAGUGAGAUGAUGAUCCAUGGCGGUGUCAACAAGGUUUUGUUCUCUCGGAACUCGAACAUUGCACUGAUCAGUGAUGCAGGUAACUGGGAGACUACUGUCUCCCUGACCAUUACCCCAGACGCUAAUGGUAACGUUGUCAUGCCAGUAUUCCAAAUUAAGUAUCAAUGGUGUGCCAACGGAGUGACGGACUACAGCGAAUGUAACAAUUGGAAGUAUAACCAAGCUUAUGACUAUAUCACCGGUUGUGACAAUGUCGACAAUUACGACAGAUCGCAAACUGAUGCACCAAACUAUGAAUGGGCUGCCUAUGGUGACUGUGGUAACGGCAGUGGCGGAAACGAUGGUACAACCACUUUGGCGCCACAAGGUACUACAUCUUCUACAAAGGCCUCGAGUGCAGGUACUGCCUCCUCUG